UGUCCUUGACUUUAAAAUAGUAAAAUAAUUCUCUCAAAUCGAAUUAAUCCCAGAAAAUGGAUUGCAACUCACUCUACUCAGAAUUAAUGGCAUUUCAGCAUCUCAGUAAAGUCAUGUACGUAUUUAUGAUCCCAGUAGGUUACAAGUUUGCUGAUGAGAGCUGUUCAGUCUCCGCUGGUCCAGGCCAUAUUCAGUCGAAACACAGAAGAAGUGACAUUUUUGUUGAACCACCAAGAAGAUGUCAAUGCACUGGACCAAGAACAAAGCACACCACUUCAUGCUGCUGCUUAUCUGGGUGAUGUCCACAUUAUGGACCUACUUAUUACAUCAGAUGCAAAUGUCAACGCUAAGGACCAGGGUUUGCUGACUCCUUUACAUCGAGCCUCUGCCUCACGAAAUGAAAGGGCUGUGGAGCUGCUGCUAAAGCACAAAGCAGAGGUCAACACACGGGACAAAUUCUGGCAUACACCUUUACACAUGGCAGCUGCAAGCUGGGCUGCAGGCUGUGCUGAAGCUCUGAUACCACAUGUUUGCAGCCUGGAUGUCACUGACAGGUCAGGGAGGACACCACUGCAUCAUGCAGCGCACAGCGGCCAUGGAGAGAUGGUGAACUUGCUCCUGAGCAAAGGUGCCUGUGUGAGUGCCAAAGAUAAGAAAGAAAGACAGGCAAUCCACUGGGCUGCAUACCUCGGACAUGUGGAGGUCAUGAAGCUGCUAGUGUCUCACAGCGCUGAUGUGACGUGUAAGGACAAACGUGGUUACACUCCGCUCCAUGCUGCAGCUGCCAGUGGGCAGUUAGACGUGGUCAAGUAUCUGUUGAGGCUGGGGGUGGAGACUGAUGAACCCAACAUUUUUGGGAACACAGCGCUCCACAUGGCCUGUCACACGGGGCAGGACACCGUGGCUACUGAGCUGGUGAAUGGCGGCUCAAACAUCAAUCAGCCCAACUACCACGCCGACACGCCGCUGCAUUUGGCUGCGGCGUCCUCCAGCGGGGUGCUGUGUCUGGAGCUUUUAAUCAACAACGGGGCUGAUGUCACCGUGCAGAAUAAAGAAGGAAAGAGCCCUUUGCAUAUAGCUGCUAUGCAUGGACGUUUCACAGGCUCCCAGAUCCUGAUCCAAAAUGGUGGGGAGAUCGACUGCACUGAUAUAUAUGGAAACACUCCUCUUCACGUUGCUGCCAGAUAUGGUCAGGAGCUGUUGAUCAGCACUCUGCUGACAAAUGGCGCUGACAAAGCCAGACAGGGGAUCCAUGGGAUGCUUCCACUACAUUUGGCGGCGCUCCAUGGCUUUUCAGACUGUUGUCGAAAGUUACUGUCUAAUGGCCAGUUUUACAACAUGGUGCCGUCUCAAAUUUCAUCAGUGGGGUUUGAUAUAAACAUCUUAGAUGACCACGGGAGGACCUGUCUGCAUGCAGCUGCCUCUGGAGGAAAUAUUGACUGUCUCAACUUGCUCUUAAAUAGUGGUGCUGAAGUGGAUAUUAAGGAUAAUUUGGGAAGAGGUCCUUUGCACUAUGCUGCAGCCAACGGGAACAGCCAAUGCACUAUCUCCCUGGUGAGAGCUGGUGCUGAGGUCAAUGAGCUGGAUCUGAUGGGCUGUAGCCCUCUGCACUACACCGCUGCUUCACACACAUUCUGUGGUGGGAACACAAACUCUGAGCCUGGCUACAGUGUGGAAAAGGAACAAGAGGCCUCUCUGUGUUUAGACUACUUGCUUGACAACGGGGCGAACCCAACUCUGAAGAACAGUAAGGGUUACAGUGCUGUCCACUAUGCAGCAGCUUAUGGGAACAAACAGCACCUGGAGCUGCUCCUGGAGAUUUCUUUCAACUGUCUAGAAGAGGUUGAAAGUAAUAUUCCAGUCAGUCCUUUGCACUUAGCUGCGUAUUAUGGUCACUGCCAGGCCCUGCGUUUGCUGUGUGAGACGUUAGUGAGUCUGGAUGUGCGGGACAUUGAAGGCCGAACUGCCCUCCACCUGGCUGCUCAGAGAGGGUUUGCGCCAUGUGUGGAGGUGCUGCUGAAGCAUCAAGCCUCCUACACACUGAAGGAGCACAAGCACAAGUGGACGGCUCUCCAUGCUGCAGCUGCUGAGGGCCAAAUGGACUGUUUGCUUUUACUGGUCAACAGAGAACAAAGUGCCGACAUCAUUGACAGUCCAGAUACACAGGGACAGACGGCUCUCAUGCUGGCAGCUCUGGGACGUCACACCGACUGUGUCCACAUCCUUCUGGAGAAAGGAGCGAACGCUGAUGCUGCAGACAAAAAGGGCUUCACUGCAUUACACAGAGCUGCCAUGUUGGGCAGUGAGGACUGUGUAUCUGCUCUGUUGGAACAUGGGGCUUCUGCUCUGUGUAGGGACUCUCAGGGAAGGACCCCGCUUCACCUCGCCGCCUCCUGCGGUCACGUGGACCUACUCCGCAGUUUGCUUAAGGGUGCUAUGAAAGCUGACCCUCUGGACUCCAUGUUGGACCACAGAGGCUACACGCCCACCCACUGGGCUGCCUACCACGGCCAUGAAGGAUGUUUACAUGUUUUACUUGAAAGUAAACUUUUUAGCAACCAGGAAGGAAAUCUGUUCACCCCAUUGCACUGUGCUCUAGUUAAUGGACAUGAUGUUGCUGCUGAACUUCUAGUGAAGACUGUUGGACCUCAAAUCAUUACUGUCAGUGAUGCCAAAGGAAGGACCCCGCUGCAUGCAGCUGCUUAUUCAGGAAACGUUGCUGGGCUCCAGCUGGUCCUGGCCCAGGUAGCAGAGGUCAAUGCUGUGGACCACUGUGGCUGCUCUGCUCUGAUGGUUGCUGCUGACUGUGGACAGACCAUGGCCGUUGAGUUCUUGCUGCACAAAGCGAAGCCAGACCUGACCCUGGUGGAUUUCAAUAAUAACACAGCCCUUCACUUAGCCUGCAGCAAGGGUCAUGAAAUGUGUGCCCUGUUGAUCCUUGGAGAGAUCAGUGACUCCUCCCUCAUAAAUGCAACAAACAGCGCUCUCCAAAUGCCUCUUCACAUUGCAGCGAGGAAAGGCCUGGCGACUGUAGUGCAGGUGUUACUGAGCAGAGGAGCUGCAGUCAUGGCUGUAGAUGAGGAAGGCCACACACCAGCCCUGGCCUGCGCCCCAAACAAGAAUGUGGCGGACUGUUUGGCCCUGAUCCUCUCCACCAUGAAGCCUUUCCCUCCCAGGGAGGCCGGCGGUGGUACAGCCUCCCACUUCAACCCCAUCCUGAAGAACUGUGGCAUUGCUGCCACCUGCGGGUCCGGUGGAAACCUUUGUCACGCCUAAGUUAUAGACUGCACCGGCACUAUCGGCCUGCACGAGUGUGUGACGGAGCGAAAAUUAAACCCCCGUGUAGCCACACGUCUCGUAACCGCUCAUAACCACACAAGUACAAGUCUACAUGAAUAUGUGUGGUCAUGCAUAGCUACUUCUCUGGCAUGUCAUGACAUUUCUACUAGUGUGUCACAUGCAACUGCACGUACGCUAUGUGCUCAUGCACCAGUAGCAUCGACUGCUUUUUGUCUUACACAUUACUAAUAUUAGCAGAACCUUAGAUGAUCUUUUCUGUUAUAUGAGUUGAGUUUAGCACAUAAAUAUGUUAUUUUAAUGAAGCACUAACCAUUAGAGAUGAAUGGAAGUUUUAACUUGAGCACGCUACACAAGCCUCUCCACCUGAACCCCGUCCACUGUCAGUACUGGCUUAGUUUCUUAGCGCAUCAACCACCAAAGCCUGAAAUCUCCAUGUUCGUCCUCAGCUGAUACAAGUGCAAGAAUACUCGUAUGAUUGUGUGUUGGAUUUACGUGUGUGUGUGUAUGUGUAUGUAUGUGUGUGUGUGUGUCUGCAAGUGCUAUUUUGAAUAUUAGACAUUGCUUCUUAAUAUACUUGUUUUUAAAAUAUCUAACCGGUGCUGUAAACCUUUUAUGCAAUUAAGAAGACUAUUUUCUUAUUCUGUCCAGAGUGUAGCUGACACUACACUGAUAUAAAUAACCAUAUAAUUCUAAUAUUAUCAUGAUAUACAUUUCAGUUUAGUAAAAAUAACAGUCACAAGCAUGUGUAUAGUUUUAAUGAUAUAGUUUACUGAGUCUAGUGUAUAUAUAGUUCUUAAAAUAAAGUUAACCUUUUACUUGUAUUAUCUUGAAACUCCCAAAUUAUUGAGAAUGAACCUCAGGUCAGUGUGUACUGUAAAGUAGGUGCAAUAAAAAGCACAUCUUGAGCUGGAUGUUACAUAACAAGUAUUAAGUGAGACAAAAGUAUAGAAGCGUAUUUCAGUUAAAUAAGGCAGAAAAUAAAACGAAAAAAAUUGAAUAUAAUCCCUCAGAAUUUUGAGCAGGAAAGUCUGGUGUCUUUAGUAAAUCUGACAUUUAACUAUGUCUGCACUUGAAGAUUAAUUUAACUUUUGAGUAUUGAGUCAAUUAUUUUUUUAAAUUUGAAAAUUCCAAGAGCCCAAGAUGACAUAUUCAAAUGGCUUUUUUGUUUUUGUUUUUCUGAUCAGCCGUUUAUAACCCAAAGAUAUUUAAUUUACACUGAUACAAGUCCAAGAAUAGCAGCGAAUCCCUCACAUUCAAGAAAUGGGAACUAAAAAAUGUUUUGCAUUUUUGCUUGACGAAUUUGUCAGUUAUCGAAAUUGUCAAUUAAUUUUCAGUGGAUCAACUAAUCAAUCAAUCGUUUCAGCACUACAUUUCAAAUUUGUUUUCUGUCCAAUGAAAUGAAAUUUAAGAAGCUGCUCACGUGUGGUGCCAUUAAUAAUCUUUGAGACUGAAAUCAGUUUUUGAAAUACUGUAGCCACACUUUCUUCAUCCAAAGUGACCAGAAGCUGUUCAUUUGAGUGUCCAGCCUUUAUUGCCAGUGAAUACAUCUGUUCCUAGUAAAUACUUCAGAUAUAUUACAGUUGAAAUAAGAAAAAUCGGCAGAGGUAACUUAAUUCUUUUUUUUUUUUUAAUCAUUGCUUUUCACUUGCUAAACAAAUGAGCACAACACACCUGUACUGGUACAAAGAUGUCACUGCCUCUCUCUUUUUAAAGAUAAAGGUUUUAUAAAUGGAGUUGUGCAUUUAAUGUUUACCUUUUUAUAAUCUGAAAGCUACAAACACACACAGCCUUUGAUAUUGAUUUUCUCUUUCCCUAGUUAUACCUGCUGUAUUAUUUUAAAAUGGCUUUAAACUAUUUGCACUCUGACAUGAAAGUUUACAUUAUACAGUAGCGUAUCCUCCCUAGGUUUAUAAAAAUAUUCUAUAAAAUUUGAAAGUGCAUUUUACAAAUUAAACUUUCAUCUAACAGUAGAACUCUAUCCUGUGAGUGUCUCCUUCCCUGUUUCAUUUGUAUUAAAUUACUGGGGAAAAGAGCAGUUUUACAACUUUUAAGUUGUAGUUAAAUGUUUUGAAUAAUGUUUGUCUUUAGGAAUUUUUUCUGUUACAGCUUUUCAUGUGAACAAAUUGUCGGUCUUUCUUCACAUCUUACCAAGAUUUCACGGUGCAACAACUUGAAUACUCUGUGCGGUUUACCUGUGGAUGGCAUUCAUAUGAGACAAAAUAAAUACA
Molecule: messenger RNA, 5528 nt
Organism: Xiphias gladius (swordfish)
Lineage: Eukaryota; Metazoa; Chordata; Actinopteri; Istiophoriformes; Xiphiidae
Product: serine/threonine-protein phosphatase 6 regulatory ankyrin repeat subunit C-like
Exons: 28
Coding region: 154-3276 (1040 amino acids)
Cellular component (GO): nucleus; cytoplasm
Molecular function (GO): protein binding
Source: RefSeq, a predicted model, not a curated record